AUGGCUUCCCAGUAUCGGCAGGAUAUGCCACCUCCUGGUGGAUAUGCUAAAUUCAAUUGGUCCCGCACUUAUCCUAAAGUUCUUUUGAAAGCUGAAAAGCUCUUGGGUGGCGUUGCUUUUUUGGCUAUAUAUGGUAUUUUUCAAGCUCGGGCUAUUAAGCGUGCUAUUCUAACCGAACGAUUUGAAGACAAGGACUUGUAUAUUGCUAUGACACCAUUUCUGUAUGCUGAAAGAGAUCGCAGAUGGUUAAAGCUUUUGAAAAAAAACCGCGAGAAUGAAAUCAAAUUAGCUGAAAUCAGUGGUGAUAAAGCAUGGAGAGUUGGAACUUGGUAUGGUGAGCCAGUAUAUUUCACAUUGCAAGAUCGUUGGUGGGAUCCGUCAUCUCAUGAAGUAUAUGCUCAUUCUCCUAAAAACAACCUAUACGAAGAUUUGGAAUUCGUUCAUCGUGCUGAUCAUGUUUAG
This is a messenger RNA of Thelazia callipaeda (thelaziosis nematode), 462 nucleotides long. The record is from the annotation of a GenBank genome assembly. NCBI's taxonomy places the organism in Eukaryota, Metazoa, Nematoda, Chromadorea, Rhabditida, Thelaziidae.